AUGCCUUCUCCAAAUAUGAAGUAUUUUGAGAAGUCAGAAAUUUCAAUCAGACCAUACAAACUAUCAGAUGUAGAUGAUUUUAUGCAAUGGGCAUGUGAUUCACAAGUCCUUAAAUACAGCCUUUUACAAUUCCAAAUAAGUCCAAACUCUUCUAAAGAACACGUUAUUAAAUACUUUCAAGACAAUGUUUUAUCCCAUCCUUAUUAUAAGGCUAUCUGUCUGCACAACCGUGCCAUUGGCUCGGUCGUGCUCGACAGACAACCAGGCAAGUUCGGUCUUGAUAAGGGUCGAGCACAAUUGUCUUAUGCUCUAGGGAGCCAGUAUUGGGGCCAUGGUAUAACUACUACAGCAGUUAGAAAGACUGUUUUAGCUGCCUUUAAAGAGCUUCAUAAUCUAGUUAGGAUUCAAGCUUUUGUUGAAAUUCCAAAUAAGGGUUCUGAGAAGGUGCUACAAAAGGUGGGUUUUGUAAAGGAAGGUGUUCUAAGAAAUUAUGCUAUGAUUGUUGAUGGAGAGGGUAUGGAUCUUAAUGUGUAUAGCAUCCUACCUUCUGAUAUUUUUUUGUCCGAUGGAUCUUAG
Molecule: messenger RNA, 576 nt
Organism: Amaranthus tricolor (Joseph's coat)
Lineage: Eukaryota; Viridiplantae; Streptophyta; Magnoliopsida; Caryophyllales; Amaranthaceae
Exons: 2
Coding region: 1-576 (191 amino acids)
Molecular function (GO): acyltransferase activity, transferring groups other than amino-acyl groups
Source: RefSeq, a predicted model, not a curated record